Molecule: messenger RNA, 427 nt
Organism: Cajanus cajan (pigeon pea)
Lineage: Eukaryota; Viridiplantae; Streptophyta; Magnoliopsida; Fabales; Fabaceae
Source: RefSeq, a predicted model, not a curated record
UUAAUAAGAAUAAUAAUUUGGAGAGGGAAGCAUGGCCACGUUGAAGGCUAAAGCACCGCGAAUGGUAUACACCACACAACACUUCGUCAACAAUUGUGUUUUGGUUCCGAGAAAAUUUGCAAUGGCUACUCACUCUGCUGCCACGGAAAGGACUUACAAAGAAACAUUCGAUCGUUCUACAAACAAGCGCUACGCAGAUAGCCUAAUUCCUCACAUUCUGCAUCUGUAUGGAGCGUGUGCAACGUCUCGCGACUUUGAUAUCUAUGCCGCAGAUGCUACCUUUGAGGAUCCACUUAUGUGUGCACGCGGGGUGAAACAGAUCAAAUCAGCGUUCUAUUCCAUUUCCAAGGUUUUUCAUUACUCCAUUUGUUUCUCGUGCUUUGGAUUUUGCACUGUCUUCCUCAAUGAAUGAUAGCGUCAUAGUCUU